Molecule: messenger RNA, 3393 nt
Organism: Symbiodinium sp. CCMP2592
Lineage: Eukaryota; Dinophyceae; Suessiales; Symbiodiniaceae
Source: the annotation of a GenBank genome assembly
AUGGAAGAUCAUCCAGAACCGCUCACUCGGCACCAGGCUAUCCUGCGUGGCCUGGAGGCCUUGGGCGAGGCGCACUUGGACCAUCCGGUGCUCCAACGUGCUGUGGGGUCGAAAUUCCUGCCGCAGCGGCUGCGCGAGCGCUGGCAAGCCCUGGGCAUUGGAAAUGAACACGCGAGCAAUGCUUCCAGUGCGGAAGAUUCGGCAGAGACUCGCAAGAGGCUCCGAAUGGAAGCGAUGCGGCAGCGCCAACAGGCUCUGAUGCGACGAAUGCAGCAACAGCAAAGUCAAGCUGUUGCUGCGAUGGACGAGGCCGCACAAGGAGCUCUCAACGACGAGACUGAGGCAGAGGACUCCGGCGCAUUGUGGCAGUGCGCGACGUGCCGUGAGGCGGGAACGCCGGAAAAUCCUCUUGCCAUGCUGGCUGCGGUUGUGCCAUGGCAAUCCAAAUCCACUCAUCGAGGUGGCCUUCCAGGCUACGCUCGCUUUACGUCCUGUCGACAUCUUGUGCAUGUGAGCUGUGGACUGGCACAUGCAGAAGAUGUCAGAAAUCAGGCAGGUCGAUCGCAGUUCUUUUUCGUCAAUGCGACCGGUGGGGAGUUUCCUUGCCCCAUGUGCCGAUCUGUCGCGAACUGCUUGAUCCCCUGCGUUCCUGACGAGGAGUUCCUCGACUCCGAGGAUGCAUCUUGGCAACCGGAGGUCUCGCACUCAGCCUCGGCUCCCAGCCGAGUGCGGCCGCCACUUCCCGCCUUGCAGUCUGCUCUGCAUGAAUGCAUGCGCCGGGCGAGCAGGGCAGGAGCGGAGGCUCGCCCCGAGCAGAGGGAAGGCCAGCUCGACGACAGCCAAGGAGCGCUCUCAGUUCCAGUGCUUCGUGCAGCUGCUGCGGAGCUGCGGGCAGCAGCAGCUCUGUUCCCCUUGCAACUGACGGACGAGGGGCCCCCUGCGCCGCUCUAUGCGGCGCUCUUCAGGGCGGCCGCUCUGCUGAGGUCUGGUGCUCCAACGGUGGCACCAAAGCUCGAGGACAGCGGUUGGCAGUCCAAGGUUCUCGCUUGGUUGUCUCAGCCACGGGAACCGUGGUUGCUGGACUUGAAGGUCAAAGCUACGGAAGCACUGGUGGUUCAUUCCGGCGUGCAUCUGACUGUGGUAGCUUGCCCAGCUUCGCUCGGGGAGGACGCACAGAUUGUGCAGCUUCAAGGCUCAGACGAGCAUACUCAGUGCAACGUCGUGUUCUAUGCCGUUGACUCCACGAUGUUGGAGCUGGAAGGCUACACGGAGUGCCAACGCUUCAGUUCGCCACCGGACCCGCAGCUAACCAUCGCGGCGUUUCAAGAAACGUGCGAUGCAUGCUUCGCCCCUGCUCUCCGAUGUGAGGCGCCGCAGCACGUUGUGGAGCUUGGGCUCUCGGCGACCAGCCGGCGCUUUCUGUGGAAUAGUGUUGUGAUUGUUCCUGACUUCCUGACGCGGGAGGAGUGUCAUGUCCUCAUGGAUGCCGCUGACCGGGCCGCUGCUGUAGGCACCAGAGCUGGAAGCUUCUAUGCCUACCAGGGCAACAUGAACCGAUUCCUGGCUGCAACUUGGAGUCUUUGUCAUCGAAGCUUCCUGGCGCAAUGUUUCUACAGACACGCACACAUUCACAGUGAAAUGCUGAUGCCUUUUUUUGCUUUCAAGUCGGCCUGUGCUUUGCCGGUCAAAGCAUGGUUUCCGAUGCCACUCUCCGACGUGACGAGAUCCUUGCUUCAGCUCGGCCGAGGCCAAGAGCCCUGUCAGGCCCAGUUUGCUCGGGCGGUGCUGGGAAAGCAGAAAAUUUUGACGAAGCCUGGGGCAAUCGCACGUCUUCUUCGAGAGCUGAAAUCGGAGAACCGGGCAGAUCUGGUGCUUUGCACCCUCUCCGAGGUAAGGAAAGGUGGCACGCCGAUUCCUCAUCAUUUCGAUACGGCCAUAAGCGCAUGCAGUUUGGCCACAUGGUGGCAGACAGGCCUAUCACUGUUGACUUCAAUGCCGGUGGAAGAGGUCCCAGUGAACAUUGUCAGUUGCAAUACAGGCAUAGGCUGUGCCGAUCAAUGGCAUUUGGCUUUGGGGCUCUUCAGGUGGAUGGGCACCAAUCGGAUUACCAAAGACUUCAUCACCCACAACUCAUGUAUUGGUGCUUGUGCUCGGGACUUUGAGUGGCAGGUAUCGGUGCAGCUGCUUCAAGUGAUGCAGCUGCGCACUGUGUCGCCUGAUAUCAUCAGUUUGAAUUCGUGCAUGAACUUUCCUGCCCGUGCCAGUCUGUGGCACUUGCCAGGGCAGCUUCUGAGAAGCAUGCGUGAAGCCCGGAUACUUCCCUCAGUCGUUACUUGCAGUUCGUCAAUCGGCUGUUCAGACGGUCAGGGAUGGCUGUCUGCCUUGCAGCUACUAGCAGGCAUGCAUCAGCUUGGGGUUAGACUGAACGCUGUGAGCAUCAACUCCUGCAUUGCAUGCAUCAGCUCGUGUUCCUCGGAGUGGCAAACGGCAUUGCUGGUGUUCAAGACUGCGACAGGAGGUCGAGUCAGUCCAACAGGUGCCAGCUACAACACCUGCAUCAGUGCUUUGCAAAGUAGCGGUAAUUGGCAGCUGGCCUUGCACUUCUUGCACGUCAUGGGCACGGCGGACAUACCUGCGGGAGUGAUCGCAUACAGCUCGUGCAUCAGCUGCUGCGAAGAAGCUGGACGGUGGCAACUUGCCUUGCAGCUGCUUCACUCCAUGGAAGCGGCGUUCGUCAAACCCAAUUUGAUAAGCUUCAGUGCCUGCAUCAGCUGCUGUGCAAAGGCGAACGAGUGGCAGAAGGCGCUACGUCUCCUGAGAGUCAUGGUAGAUGCUGGCACACGGCAAGACACAAUCAUUUACAAUGCCUGCAUCAGUGCCUGUGACAUAGUUGGGCAGUGGCAGAUUGCUCUCCACCUUUUGGAAGCCAUGACCUCUGCGGCUGUGAGGCCUAAUCUCAUCAGCUGUAACUCUUGCCUCUGCUCGUUGGAGAGGGGCUUUCAGUGGCAGCAGUCACUGCUUCUUCUGGCCUCAAUGCUGCGAUCCAACAUCGCACCUGAUGUGGUCACCUACAACAGUUGUAUCGGUGCCUGCGAAAAGUGUGGGCAGUGGGAGAUGGCUCUCAACCUAUUUCAGACAAUGUCCAGAAGAAGAGUCCCGGCUGAUGUGGUGAGCUGCAAUGCAUGUAUCAUCUCAUUGGAGAAGAAGGAGCAUUGGCAACUGGCACUGCAGUUUUUUGACAUCAUGUCGCAAGCUCUGCUCAGGCCCAAUGCUGUCAGCUACUGUGAGUGGAUCGUUUCCUUCGAACGAUGUCACCAACCAGGACUCCUCCUGCGCAUGUCGGAUGCAUUGCUCUCUUCAAGCAUCAACUUGUUGACCCGGCUCAGCACCUAG